This is a messenger RNA of Mycena indigotica, 1218 nucleotides long. Its product is annotated as Peroxidase. The record is from RefSeq and is a predicted model, not a curated record. The transcript is spliced from 15 exons. Lineage: Eukaryota; Fungi; Basidiomycota; Agaricomycetes; Agaricales; Mycenaceae. Gene Ontology annotation, biological process: cellular response to oxidative stress; hydrogen peroxide catabolic process; response to reactive oxygen species. Gene Ontology annotation, molecular function: heme binding; peroxidase activity. The coding region runs from base 1 to 1218 and encodes 405 amino acids.
AUGCAGCCCUCUCUGCUUGUGGCCGUCGUCGCUCUCGCUCUCGCUCUCGCAGCCUCUGCCGCCCCGGGACAGCCCGAGAAGCGCGCUACCUGCAGCGGCGGGCGGACUACCGCACACGCGUCGUGCUGCGUCUGGUUCGACGUCCUCGACGACAUCCAGGAGAAUCUCUUUGACGGCGGAGAGUGCGGUUCGUGGCUCCCCCUGCUCUCCAACAGCAUCUGUUCACUCAUCUCGGCCCCGGGAAUGCUCAACACCUCCGUGAAAUUUGCAGUCCCUUCGUGUACGCGGAGCUGCACUGGUAUUGUUUUGCAUGCUGAUUCUGUUUUCAAGCUGACUUUCCACGACGCAAUCGGGUUCUCUCCGCUCAUGUUUUUGGAAGGCGACUUUGGCGGUGGCGGAGCCGACGGCUCGAUCAUGGCGCACUCGGAUAUAGAAACCGCUUUCCCUGCCAACAACGGAAUCGACGACAUCGUGGAUUUGCAGCGACCGUAUGCCAUCGCGCACAAGGUCUCCUUCGGCGACUUCAUCCAAUUCGCCGGCGCCGUCGGGAUAACCAACUGCCCCGGGGCGCCCCGCCUGGAGUUCCUCGCAGGGCGCUCCAACUCGUCGCGCCCCUCGCCCGACAAGCUUGUCCCUGAACCACAGGACUCGAUUCUUUCGAUUCUUCUGCGCUUUGCUGACGCGGGCUUCACGCCGAACGAGAUCGUCGACCUGCUCGUCAGCCAUACGGUCGCGGCGCAGGACCAUGUCGAUCCGACGAUCCCGGGCACGCCGUUCGACUCGACGCCGGGAGUGUUUGACUCGCAGUUCUUCAUCGAGACGCUCCUUGUCGGCACGUCGUUCCCGGGCAAUGGGAGCAACGUCGGCGAGCUCAAGUCCCCGCUCCGCGGCGAGUUCCGGCUGCAGUCCGACGCGGCGAUCGCGCGGAACCUCAUAACCGCCUGCCAGUGGCAGUCGUUCAUCACCGACCACGAGCUCAUGAUCGGCCGCUUCCGCGCGGCGAUGGCGAAGCUCGCGACGCUCGGGCAGAUCCGGGCGCUGCUCACCGACUGCUCGGACGUCAUCCCCGUGCCGAAGCCGCUUCCGGCCGGCAGUACACCGAUGCUCCCGGCGGGAAAGACGAUGAAGGACGUGCAAGCUGCCUGUCUCGAUACCCCGUUCCCCACGCUCACGGCCGCGCCUGGUCCGGUGACGAGCGUGGCCCCGGUCCCACCUUAG